AUGCUCCUCCUCACUGCGACACCGCGGCUACUGAAAGCCCUCUUCGAGACCCUGUCGGGACAAGUGACGGUCUUGGCCGUCGUCCUCUGGGAUCUCGGCCUCUGUCUCGCCAACAUCGUCCUUCCAUCCACACCGCGAGGCAAAUUGUACCCGGCCGGGGCGCUAGGACAUGGCGGCAAAUGGCCCGAGUAUAUACCCCCCGGUGAAGGCGACAGCCGCAGCGCGUGCCCCAUGCUCAACGCGAUGGCCAACCACGGAAUACUCCCCAGGGAUGGGAAGAACAUACCGUUUGCGUAUAUGGGCCAACAAAUCAGGAAGACAUACAACUUCGCGCCGUCGUUCUGCUACUUCGUGCCGUCUUACAUGGCGCAGCUCCUUCGCCGGUCCUACCGGAAGGACACGCUCGACCUGUCCGACAUCAGCGUCCACAACGGUAUCGAGCACGACGCUUCGCUCUGUCGCCAUGACACCUUCCUCCAACCCGACCAGUCCAAGCCAGCGCACGAUCUGAUCACCGAGAUGCUCGCAUACCCAACCCGCGAAGGCCGGACCUCGCUCACCGCGGCCGACAUCGCCGCGUUCAUGUCCAAGCGUCGCGCAGACUCCCGCGUCCAGAACGGGCAGCACACCCUCAGCACCUUCCAUAAGAUCUUCGGCAGCAGUAACUCCGCGACGAUGCUCCUCCUGUUCGGCGGCGACGUGGAGACGUUGAAGACCGUGCUGCACGAGGAGAGGUUGCCCGACGGGUACGAGUCUACCUACAGGAAACCGUUCGGUCUGACGUUGGCCGCGUUCAACGCGACCGUGCUCCAGGUCGAGCUCGGUGUGAAGGAGCCCGAGGUGGACUUCAAGGCGAAGAAAAUCCUGUAG
Molecule: messenger RNA, 870 nt
Organism: Punctularia strigosozonata HHB-11173 SS5
Lineage: Eukaryota; Fungi; Basidiomycota; Agaricomycetes; Corticiales; Punctulariaceae
Gene: HTP4
Product: heme-thiolate peroxidase
Exons: 7
Coding region: 1-870 (289 amino acids)
Molecular function (GO): peroxidase activity
Source: RefSeq, a predicted model, not a curated record